Messenger RNA from Daldinia decipiens, 1326 nucleotides. RefSeq names its product alpha/beta-hydrolase. The record is from RefSeq and is a predicted model, not a curated record. Bases 194 to 1174 code for a protein of 326 amino acids. NCBI's taxonomy places the organism in Eukaryota, Fungi, Ascomycota, Sordariomycetes, Xylariales, Hypoxylaceae. Gene Ontology annotation, molecular function: hydrolase activity. The transcript is spliced from 2 exons.
CCCCUCAGUAAUUCUUUGAAUGGGAACUAUUUGCGAACUCACUAUGAUAAAGAAAUCAGAUUCCAGCAUCUCUUUCUGGGGUUAGUACCACCAGUUACAAGCCAUCUCUUCCUUGAAGAGCUAGUUAGCAUUUGUUCUAAGUGUUCCGAGCAUAGUAGGUAAUUAUCAUUUCUGUCAAAAAGCACAGCCGACAAUGGGAACUCAAAUCCAGACAUCAACCAGCGUGUAUAAAGUUGCAGGAAGCUUGUCCUUGACGAUCGAUGUGCAAGCUCCUGAAGGGUAUGACCCUAACUCCGGGACCGCUCUCAUCCACUUCCACGGUGGUUAUCUUGUGAUUGGUGAAAAGACUACAUUUCCGCCGUACUGGCUGAUAAAUGCCUGCCACCGACGCGGCUGGGCGUACGCCACGCCAUCGUACCGCUUAAUGCCGGAGGCUAAUGGUCUUGAUAUUCUCCAAGAUGCUGUCGAUGCCACCAACUGGGUACGAGACCAGUUUGCUAGGUCAAACCGACUGAUCGUCGCCGGUUCCAGUGCCGGUGGUUACCUUGCGCUCGCCACAGUGGCUCAUCCCCAAUCACCGCCGGUUACGGCUGUCCUUCCGAUAUACGGUAUGCUUGAUCCUGCGGCACCACGAUAUGUUAAGCCAGGGAAACCAUUAACUACACCGGUCGAUAACCUCAAAUCUGUCGUGGAACAGAUAUAUGCUGUCAGAGCAACGUCGGUUGGAAUUGACGGUUAUGCGUUCCCGCAGGACAUAGCAACAGAUGAGAGAUACACUUGGAUAAAAGCACUGCACGAGGCGGCGUUGUACCCGGAUGUAUUGACAGAUGUACGAGGCUUGGCACAACAGAUCAACGAACGUGGUAUUGGUGCCAUCCCCGAAGAAUUCCGUCAACUAUUUCCCGCCUCGUUUGGGCUUCACCGAGAGCUUCCUCCUACAGUAUUACUACAUGGAGACGCAGACGUUGCCGUUGAUGUGGAGUUAAGCCGUGGUGUAGCAAAAGCCCUUGAAGGCUUGGGCGUCAAAGUCUUACUGGAGAUUGUUAAAGGUAAAGGCCAUGGCUUCGACGUUAGGGAAGUCCCGACAGAUAUCGAUAUUCUUAAUAAUUCCACAGGAGAUCUUCAUGGUAGCCUAUUUAGGGUCUUCAAGUUUUUGGAACAAGCUGCGGGUUGAUUCUAACAGGUAGUUACCUAAUAUGGCACUGUCACUCGGGGAAAAUGAUGUUCUCACAUGUUGUUAUUAGUGAUAGCAUUUAAUUACUUAUGAUUAAAAUCAAGUCUAAUAUUAAUUAAAUUGAUGGGGGUACGUUAUCAUUAGAGAAAUAU